Molecule: messenger RNA, 501 nt
Organism: Penicillium argentinense
Lineage: Eukaryota; Fungi; Ascomycota; Eurotiomycetes; Eurotiales; Aspergillaceae
Exons: 3
Coding region: 1-501 (166 amino acids)
Source: RefSeq, a predicted model, not a curated record
AUGCUGGGAUUACGCUUGACUAACUACCUACAAAGGACAUCGGCACCUUGGAAGGUGGACUGGAAAGUGAACCAAAAGUGGCUUAAAGGGAAUCGAAGCCCGGAUUACGCAAAGGAUGAAUACCUGAAAAAGCCUGUUCUCUGGAAUGUCACAACUGAUGGUCCACAAGAUGUUCCGCUCUAUAAAGAGCGGUUUUGUGAGUUACUACUGCUUGGAAUCGUCACGAUAGCUGGAUACAGCAAGAGUGUAACUGUUUAUAGAAUUCGAAAAUAUCUUGGAAGUGUCAUUGAAGGUGGGACGGUCAAAGAUUAUAGCACGUUAAAGAAACAUUCAUUAACUACUGGCACAGGAAAGCAUAUAUCUGCCUUAGUAUCUCAGAUAUAUAGGCAUAAAAGUGCAGGGAUAUAUCCUAAAGAGUAUUUGCUAUUUUGCUCUUUUUCUAAUACAGUUUCAGCCGUUUUAGGGGAGGAAGAACAGUCGAAUCACAACGAGUACUUCUAA